AUGGUCUCUUUGCGCGUUCUCAUCGUGGAUUCAACGGGUAUCAGCACACUGCCCGAGGUGCUCAGUUCUUUGGACAGGUUGCACACUCUCAGCAUCAGAAGGAACAAAUUGAACGCCCUUCCUAGUUGGCUCUGCUUGUUGCCUGCGCUUAAAAUACUUCUUGUCGAUGGCAAUCCGUUCCACGGUCCAUGGAAGGCACUUAUAGAACCGGUACUAGCUAUAUCUCCGAUGACACCCCUUUACCCGCCGUCUACAUCGAUAUUCCCUCUCCUUUCUGCUAGUGUGCAGAGCACCAACACAGAUGACACCGACUGCGAAGACGAGUCCCCUUACGACGACGACGUUGAUCGACAGCUUCAGGCUGCUCAGGAAGACGAGGAUACCAUCACUCCUGCCAAGUCUCCGCCUAUUGCGCGGUCGGUUACGUCUCCCCUACCUGCCACAGCAACGGAGCCUGCCAUACCUCCCAAACUGACCAGGACUCGUACUACGCCAGACCGUGCUUAUUACGACAAGAGUAGAGCAACUGGGAAAGCAGGGGUUGGGUCUAGUUCUGCGACCUCUUUGCGGCCCACCUCAUCGAAAGACAUGCAGGAUCCAGAUGAGCGAGAAUUACGCAAAAUGAAGAGUGCGGGUGAGCUACGACGGAAUAUAGCAAAACUGUCUCGUGCGGCGUCAAAAUCAGCGGCACCUUCUCCACAGUGCGCUGUUCUGUCGGAGUACGUCACCUCUGCAUCAAGUUCCGAUCUGCUCAACAUGGGUUCUCCCCCUCGGGAUAGCCAGGCUUUACCGAAACGAUAUGCUAGUCUUGGUGUGGCUUCUGGAACGUUGUCACCAAACGCUGUUCGUUCAAGACCUCAGAUGGAUAACAAUUUCUGGGACAAUCCUUCCGAAGCCGAUGAAAAGGCAGAUUUUUCUGCUCAGACAAUGCCAAGGAGGGCGACACUGCCACGAGGUCAUCCCGACUCACCGAGGCUAGAAUCAGAGAUCGCCCGUUCUGCCACCCAAACACGGUCAUCGAAGGAAGAAAGGAAGAAAGGCCUAGCCGCUGGGAUUUUUUGA
Sparassis crispa is the source of this 1062-nucleotide messenger RNA. RefSeq lists its product as hypothetical. The record is from RefSeq and is a predicted model, not a curated record. Bases 1 to 1062 code for a protein of 353 amino acids. The transcript has a single exon. Lineage: Eukaryota; Fungi; Basidiomycota; Agaricomycetes; Polyporales; Sparassidaceae.